GGGGUCAGGAGCCAGGCAAGGAGAGCCCGAACAAGAGGAGCAUUUUCCUGGGUUCUUCCAGCUGUUCUGUUCAAUCCCGCCGUCAGUUCUGAGCAGGGAAGAGAGACUGUCAACACAAAUAAGGCAUUUUUCAAAGGCGUAAAUUAUGAGUUCCCAAAACAAUGCGACAUCUCAGCCACAUGGAGAAGUGGAGAGCCCCACAGCUGGAGCAGAUGUGGCUGUUAUUGGAGGUGUGAUUGCUGCCGUGGUUUUCGUCCUCAUUUGCCUGCUGGUGGUGAUGGUGCGCUACAUGUACAGGCACAAGGGCACCUACCACACCAACGAGGCCAAGGGAACCGAGUUCGCUGAAAGCGCCGACGCCGCUUUGAAAAACGACCCCGCUCUCCAGGAAGCAGUGGAUGAGAGCAAAAAGGAAUAUUUCAUUUGAGAGGGAAGGAUUUCCAUGGAGACCUCCCUGAGGGAAUCAGUCAGAAGUAUAACAUCAACAGGAGUACUAAGAGAUGGAUAAUACGAGGAUACAGGCAAGCAUCCUAAUUGAAAAGUAUCUCUCUACGUUUUUGUCACUGGGUUGUUUCUUUUCCUCUAGCAGUGAAGAACUAAAUGCCAGAUACUUGCCUGUUGAUUUUAUUAGCAACACAGCUGGUCACAGUUGAAAUCAAUAUCAGAUAAGAAGAAACAAAAUCUCAGUAUGAGUGAUACACCAAAACCAGAUAAAGAUAGCAAAUGUCAAGCCUUGACAUUUGGUGAAAAUAGCAGAUGCCAAAUGAAAACAUCCUCUUAGAGUUAAUGAUGCAUCCUAUUCUGAUAUGAUGAAGAACUACCUGAAAUUGAAUUUCAAAUGGUAACAGAACAAACAUUAAACUAGAUAAAGGUGAUCUAGCUUGAAAAAAAUAAAUCCAUAGCCCAGAUAUCCCCCCCAUCCCCUUAAAUGUGCAUUUUUAUUGGCACUGGGGUGUUUGUGUUGUUUUUUUAGGGGGAUUUACACUGGGAUUUCUUUUUUUAAUGUUUGAAUUUUAUACAUAUAUAAAAAUCCAAGAUACUUCAAAGAAAUAAAACUCUUGGAAAACAUGGAAAAGGUAAGAGUGAAGGAUUUAUUACUGACUUUCUCUGCAUGGCAGCUUGAGAACUGUGAAAUGUUGGAAUUUACAAUAUAGUAUACAAUAGUCAGUAGAUGUACAAAUAUGAUUCCAAUUAGUCUAGGUUUUCUGCACACAUGCAUAAAUAGAUAGAUAUUAAAAGGUAAAGCAUCCUGGUUUGAACAGACCCCUUAAAACAAUGGAGCUCAGCUACACUUUUUUUCAUGUAAGAUAUUUUUGCCUGAAUAUUUAUUUAUUUAUUUUGCAUUAGAAAAAUUCUCUGAGUGCCCGCCAGCAAGAUUGUAGCUUUUUGCAGGGAGAGGAAUUCAGUUCUGGUGCAGAUAUGGGUACAUCUUUCACAAAUGAAAGCUUAUGACUAUCACUAUAAAGAAGCUUGUUCAUCUGCAUCCCAGUGGCUUUAUUUCUCACUCUGUAUGGCUUCUGUGUAUCCUUUGCAGUGUGCUAGACCAGAGAAUUACAAUGACAUCGAUGCUUUAUUAUAAAUAAAUAAAUAAAUAGAUCAUUCAUGGUGGGUCACAUGAAAAUAUCUUCUUUCUCACCUAAGAAUCAAUGGUGAUGAGUUUCUUUACCCCAGUAAGUUGGCUUCCUAAUUGAAGCCCACAGUUACCUCCAGAAAUAGGAUGAUUGUUCUCUGCACCUGCUCAUCCACAACUGUCAUGGUGCCCUGGACUACUGAAAAUAGAGGUGGAGAAAUACAAGAUAACAAAUUAGAUACUGAUGAGCUCUGUUGAUAUAUUUUUUCCUGUGCUUUGAUCUAUAUACGUGUGUGUAUAUAUAUAAAGUCAUCUACAGCUGUGCUUUCAAGACACAGUUGCUGAUCAUUUGUGCUCACUUCUUGGCACCAAAGCUUGGAAAGCUCCUGGGCUCUGGUGUUCAUUACUGACACUGGCCUCAAAAAUGCUGUAAGAGAUCUGAGCAAGGCAAGACUCUGAGGACCCAACUGAAGAAACAAGACAUAUUUGUCCUUCAAUCACAGUCUCAGUCUUUUGUCAGUACUUGAAGAAGACUCUGAAGAAGACUCUGAAUAAUUUUUAGAAUGCCAAUACCUUUUAUUUUGAGUCUUAAAUCCGCAUGUGUUAGCAUUUUAACCAAAGAAUGUGAAACUCGUGCCAAAUUUAUUAAAUGCUUGGGAUGCUUUCUGUAACAUACCAUUACAGAACCACAUUGUAUUCUGUGGCUAGUGCAGUAUAAAAUGCACAAAACACAGAGCUCAAAUAUUUUGAUAUUUUGCACCUAUCUCCUGACCCAUUAAUAUUUUAAUAAUUUUACUACUUUUGAAAUAGGAACUAUUUUAUUUCUCUAGGAAAAGUGUUAGAAAAAAAAUCUCUUAACUGUAAGACUGAGUUUGUAAAACUGAAGACCCCUGAUCCUCCAGUUCAGUAAAAAUGUGAAUAUUUCCUUUGAGAAAAAGAUAACUGGAGUGACUUGAGUUCUGCUGCAUCUCCCACAAAAUGUGCGGGAACACCAAAGAAUUUUCCUCCAGCCCUAGAAGGACCUAUAGAGGACUACCAGCCUUUUGUCCCCUUUCAUACAUUCAGAAGAUGUAACAUUAUUAUAACUGUUAAAGAAAAUUGACUUUACAGCAAAGUGUGAUGGACAUAGGGAAUAAAUUCCUGCCUCUCUCCUCAGUCAUGAAAUUCUGGCUUUUGCAAGUUGAGCUUGCAGAUUUUAAUUAGACACCUGUGUCAUACCUGUUACACACAGGAACCAGACUUAGUGUUUCUUUUGGUGUGGGUGUGAGUUUUUAAAUUAUGAUUUAGACAAAAUGCCACACUGGAAUUGUAGAGGCCUGAUUUUGUAUUGUAUAGCAUGAGCUCAGAGGAGCUCACCCAAUUCUUACCAGUUCAGUCAACUUCAGACUUUGUGUCAUUGCUUCCCUUAAAUCUCAACUGAAUGCAACUUCUGGUCUCCGACUAUAUCUCUUCUUUGUAGUUUAAUUAACAAUCUUUAUCCCAUUUUCCCUAUUUAUCUAGUCUGACAAACAGUCCAAGCAUUCAGGAACAGCUUCCCUGUUGGUAACUUUGAAUAGCUGGGUAGCAGCACUUUGGUCAUGAGCUGUAGUUUCAGUAUUUCUUUACUGUGUCCUUCUGGGUUUCAGGGCCUUGUGUGUUUAGAAACUACUUAAGCACAUUCAACAGAGAGAAGAAAUGGUUUGCGGAGAUUUUCUAUUUCUCUGUUUUCUUCAGGAAAAUCUUUGCUUUGUAAUGAAGAAAUCUCAUGAUAUCAGGUGACUGGCACAUUCUAAUGGCCUCAUCCUGCUGUUUUUUACUCAUACAAUAACUCUACUGUCUUGAGUCAUUCAAUUUAGUUGUAAAAAGAGUGCAUUACAAACUUCCUGUAGCUGUAACAAGUAAUUAGCAAAACAUCCUUCUGCAAGCAGCACGCUGUGCUAAAACAAACAUUGUGUACAAGGCUGAGACAUCUCAGUUGGCAGCCAUAGCUUUUCAUCACUGAUGGUUAAAUGACUUUUACAAUUUGCUUCCUGAAUAGAAUAAUUAAUAAAACAGAUUCUUCUUCCCACACAAGUCAGGUCUCUCUAAUGCUGUGGCCUGUUGUCCUGCAGCUCUUUGUUGCCUCAUUUUCUCAGCUGUGGCUGCUGUUCUUGCACUCCCUCAGCUCUCAUCUGGAUCUCUACUGCCUUCUCUAUGGCAAAGGAUUAGCCAUUUACUUAUGUAUUUAUUUACCUAUUUUUAUCUAUGAAGGUGCUCUGCCCCUCUCUGCUAGCCAAUAAAAGUUUUCAGAAAGGUUUUAGGUUUGGAUUACCAAUCCUACGUCAAAUUUGAGCAAACGUGACUAAUCUGACCUGAGACAGACUUACAGAGUGAUCAGCUAUGCCACAUUUUUACAGACAACAGGUCUAAAAAUAGCACUGUAAGUUCUGUCGUUGUUAAAUUUAGUGCUAUAAAUCUCCAGUGACCUCCAAUGUUUCUCCCUAAACAAGGUAUCACUAUGAUGGUCCCUCAAGCCACCUGAUUUUGUCCUCAUGCCUUAAUGCCCUGUGAAAACUUAUUUUAUCCCGUCUUUGCAUAGGAAGUCAUAGGUCCACAUUUACAAGUAUAAGUAAGUAAUUUUUCAAUGACGUAUGGGAAAGCAGUGCACCAAAAUGACCAAUAUUUGCUGAAGCUGGCAGACAGAAAAUAUAUAUGAUCCUGUAGGAACACGUAUUUUUUUAAGAUAUAUGGAAAUGACAAAAAUUAAACAUAGUGCUUCUGGUGACAUUAGUGAGCUUUAAGAGUGGCUUCAUGAAGCUUUUGAAUCUUUCACUGAUAAAAAUAAUCCCUUCCAAAGGGAAAUUAAUCUCCUUUAAACCAUUUCUUUUUGUCAGUCUUUGAAAAAAUUUUCACAGUUUCAAUAUUUUGACAUUCUGCCUUAACAUCUCAAGCUCAAUUUCUUCUAACUUUAUGAGCAUAACUGACAGUCCUCCCCUGCACAAAAAUGACUGCUUGCCCAUCUCGGCCUCUGAAGCAUCGUUACAGCUCAGCAGAGUAUUUCUGUCCAAAAGAAGUCAGUCCCAAUUGUGUAUCUGGCCAACCAGACCAUGGACCUGUGUGCAUUUUUUCUGGGGCUUGGCCUCUAUUGUUCCAGUAUGCCAUUGAACAUGAGAGAGAAUUUAGUCAGCCACUUGUCAAGGAAAUGAGACAUAUAGAGAUACACAUAUGUGUAAAUUUUUUUCUUCUUAGAAUACCAAGACCAAUUCACUUUGGGAUACUAUUAAAAAUAGGACUAUGGGAUUUCUCAGAACACCAAGUUUUCUCUUAAAUCAAAUCUAGGGAUCAUGAGUGCACAUCAGCACAUGGAAAUAGAAAGGAGUAUUUUCUUUCAACAAGGAAUGCAGACAAAGUGCUGAAACAUUUAUAGUCCCAGGAUAAGCAGAAAAAGACUAGUUAAAGCCUGCAAGAAUUCCUCACAGAACAGAGGAAAGACUGAGACAAGAUGCUGAGAAAAUCAGUAAAAAGAUGCAGAGCAAGAGAAGGUAAUCUGAUGCCAAUAGAGAUGGAGAGAAGUUUUUCUUCAAACAAAAUAGAUAUUCCUGUUUGGAUAAAUCAGUGUAUUUGCUCACUGUAACUGCUGACAACAAAUUUCUUUGAAUUUUAUGGGAUGUUUUCUUUAAAUAAAAUGAGAUGUUUGGAUUCCUUGUGUGUGCAAGUCCAAUAAAAAAAUGAUGGUACAUAAACACCAACAGGACGCUCCCAUGAAAUGUAUUAAAAGCUGUUUAUUGCAUUUUCUAAAAUCUCUUGUUCUUCACAUAAGAAGGCUUUGAAUGUUUAGAAAAUGCAGAAGCCUCACAGCAGCAGUUCAUUCAGGAGAGAACACUAAAUACUUGAACAAGCAAUGGACCCACAUCUGAUGUCUGGAAAUUUGGGUAUAUAAAGGAAGAUAACAAUAUCAAAAUAAAACAUAGAUGGUGAGCAAAAAUUCCAACCAUAUUACAAAAAAGUUAGAUAUUUGUUGUAGUAGACAUCCUUCUCUAAUUCAAGACAGUAGUAUUGUAACUGAAAAUAAGGGAUCCUUCUUUUACAUGCCAAUUCCCUGUGUAGUUGGGACAACUACAUUUAGUGGGAGAAGCAUUUUAUUGAUCAUAUUUAUCGUUCCUGCAAAACAAAUUGUAUUUCCAGACAUGCCAGAAAGAACCACAAUAAAUUAAAAUACAGUGUUUUUAAGUGUUGAUCUUUCAGCAUAACAUCUUGCCUUUACACCUUUUCUGUUGUUUUGAGCUGUAUGUAUGAUGGAAAGUAUCUGAUAUGUUGUACUAAAGUCUAUUUGGAUUGCAGCGUUGCUAUUAAAGGAAUGGAAAAAAAGAGCUUCCAAAGCUUACUGCUGAUUUUAUGUUAAAGCUGACUACAAUGUUUGUAUUUACCAAAGUUAAUACACUGAUAGUAUAAAUUUCCUGUAUUUUGAAUGGAAAAAAUAUGAAGAAAUUAAUAACUUUAUAAUUAAAGUUCUAAUUUUCAG
Molecule: messenger RNA, 6050 nt
Organism: Pyrgilauda ruficollis (rufous-necked snowfinch)
Lineage: Eukaryota; Metazoa; Chordata; Aves; Passeriformes; Passeridae
Gene: GYPC
Product: glycophorin C (Gerbich blood group)
Exons: 3
Coding region: 146-427 (93 amino acids)
Cellular component (GO): cortical cytoskeleton; membrane
Source: RefSeq, a predicted model, not a curated record